This is a messenger RNA of Rubroshorea leprosula, 2413 nucleotides long. The record is from the annotation of a GenBank genome assembly. NCBI's taxonomy places the organism in Eukaryota, Viridiplantae, Streptophyta, Magnoliopsida, Malvales, Dipterocarpaceae.
AAAGAUCUGAUCUCCUUCUUUCCAUAAUUCUCAUAUUCGGACUAAAAUAAGAAAUUUGUAUUUUAUAAUCUUAACUAAACCAUAUUGCGAAACCAAUAUGAUUAAUAUCAGGGAUUUGUCAUAUUAUCUAAUGGUUUAAGUUACUAUACCAGCCAGAUAUGUCACUAAAUUACCCAUUUGCAAAAAGGUGGAACAGUAACCUCCGCAAAAGACGAUAGGCAGCCAUGUCGCCCUGUCCCACCACCGCCUCAAUCCUUUCCACCGAACCUUGUCCCACCACCGCCACAAUCCCUUCCUCUAGCCCCUCCUCGCCAACCACCAUCAAAAUCCCUCCGACCGCAUCUCUGACCCCCAGCACCUACAGAGACAAGCUCGUUGGCCAUCCCCAUUCCAUCAUUUCUCAAUCGUUCAUUCCACCUCCUCCUCAAUCCCCACAAAACCCAGCCAACCACUCAGAUGCUCGUCCUCCUUCACCCUCCCCCUCAACUACUGUCACUCCGACCACUUCUAUUUCGGUCAACGAAGCCUCUAACCAUUUCCCCAUCAGCCACCCAUCUGGGGAAAAUGUCCUCACCAUCUCCCUCACCCCCGAGGAGAAAGAGCGCCUUUACCAGCCAUGGCGCCACAGUGUGAUCGUUAAGCCAUUUGGGCCUCCAAUGGAGUUUGCUUAUGUUGUUCAGAAACUCAAGCAAGCAUGGAACUUUGCGAGUGACUUCGAUGUUAUUGACCUUGAUAAGGGCUUUCUUCUCAUCAAGCUGUCCUCAGAACAAGACUUCUCCACAAUCUUCAAGCAAGGGCCAUGGUUCAUUGGCGGGCGUUUUCUUUCUGUCCGGCAUUGGGUCCCUAAUUUCAGACCUGAAAUGGCAACACCCUCAACAACUGCUAUUUGGCUGCGCCUUCCCCAAUUACCAAUUGAAUUCUUCACUCAAGACAUCCUUCAGCGAAUUGGGAAUUCCCUUGGCUCACUCCUUAGGAUUGAUGCUACUACACUUGCAGGAUCUAGGGGCAGGUUUGCACGUCUCUGUGUUGAAUUUAAUCUACAGCAACCACUCCCCCCCUCUCUGGUCAUUGAUGGAUUCUCUCAAAAAAUUGCUUAUGAGGGCAUACAGUCCUUGUGUUUCUCUUGUGGCCGUUUGGGACAUAAGAAACACCAAUGCCUAAGUUUGCUCAAGGUUGACGGUGAAAUCCCACCCCCUCCUGCUUCUACUUCCCCCCCAGACGGACAGUAUGGUGAAUGGCUCAUUGUUACUAAGAAACGUCACCGGCAGCAAUCUAAGUUGACUUCGCCGCCAACAGCAAGCUCUCUUAGAACCGGUGAUUCGAGCAAAGGCGUGAUUCGAAAUCGAAUUCGAAAUUCAAACCCAAGCCAGGCCCAACGUGUUUUGCAAGCCCAACACCAACCUUCGGCCUCUGCACCCAUUCCUAAAAUCUUGGCUAAAUCGAAAACCCAGACCACCGUUUUGAUUUCCCUUAACCAUAACCCCUCUGAUUCCCAACCUAUUUUGGCCUCCCGCCAAAACCAUGCUCAGACAUUUCCUUCUUGCCUUAAUUCACCUGCUGUUGAUUUUAACCCACACCUUUUCAUCCCUUCAACCACUCCCUCAAGCUCACAAUCGCUACCCCUAAACUAUGGUCAGCCAAACAAUCCUUCCGUUGACCAGAUUCCCCAUUCGCAGCCUUCCGAGAGAGGACUAGAUACACUUCUGUAUCAACCUAAGAGAGAUGAGGGAAUAUCAGAGGGGCUCACUAGCUUACCUUCACCUUCUUCGAAUCCCAAUAGUGAGUCUACCCGGCCUGGAAACCUCCCACUUGUGCACCCAGAUGCUCUCUCUUCAAUCCCCAAUAUUUCAAAUCACGGGAAGCCCAACUCUUGCCAUGAUCUACUUAGCUCGCCUUCGCUUCCGCAGAAUCACUAUGGAAUGGAUGCCCAUGGAGUUUGCUCUACUCAGAAUCCAGAGCUUGUUCUCAAAUCUGUGGCUCUCAAAGACAUCUACCCUGGACAUGGCAAACCAGAUGACUCAGGAUGUUGUAACCACAACCUACGAGACCCACCUUCUGGUGAAUCAUCUGAUCAGAAUCCAAGAACGACUGGACAACAACCUCAUUGCCUCGAUUCGAGCAAUCCACCUAGUAAGUCACAUGCACGUCUACGUCGGGUCCUUAAAUCCGCUCGGAAUAGAGAUGGUGGGAAUAGACAUCGAACCCGCCUGGGAGGAAACUGCAAGGAUUUGGAAGAGGGCAAACUGGGCUCCACAGAGUUGGAUGCCACUCAACUCACAACUUAGCUCCUCAAUUUCAUUGGAUUUCCCUGAACUCAACGCAAUGUCUAUCUUAUUUUGGAAUGUUCGGGGAGCGGGAAACCCAGCUUUCCUGCGUAAUAUCCAUGAUCUUGUAGAUAAAUUUAGCCCCAACA